Molecule: messenger RNA, 219 nt
Organism: Rotaria sordida
Lineage: Eukaryota; Metazoa; Rotifera; Eurotatoria; Philodinida; Philodinidae
Source: the annotation of a GenBank genome assembly
AUGUAUAGAAAAUUAAUCGAUAUUGAUGAAAAACGUGAUCAUUUUGAAAUUGAACUUAUUAAAUAUGAAUUAGAACUUAAAUUAUUAAUAUUAAGUAUUUGUCAAGUUAUAAAAAUGAUUAGUCAUCCUAAAGUACAAGAUAUUCAUUUUGUUUGCUGUCUAAAAGGUGUUAUUAAUUCAUCACGUCGUCAAUGUAAUGCAACAUUUAAUAUUCAUUAA